This is a messenger RNA of Aspergillus puulaauensis, 1473 nucleotides long. RefSeq lists its product as uncharacterized. Lineage: Eukaryota; Fungi; Ascomycota; Eurotiomycetes; Eurotiales; Aspergillaceae. Gene Ontology annotation, cellular component: membrane. The transcript is spliced from 10 exons. The record is from RefSeq and is a predicted model, not a curated record. Bases 1 to 1473 code for a protein of 490 amino acids. Gene Ontology annotation, biological process: transmembrane transport. Gene Ontology annotation, molecular function: transmembrane transporter activity.
AUGCCAGAUACUGAACAGCGGUCUGCCAUUGUGGAGUGUACCCCGGACAGCUUCAAAAACGACGCCCUGCCUCGCGAGCCAUCGAGCUCAGCACGUCGCUGGUGGCACUGGCACGAGCCGGGGACGACCAAGGAGGAGAAGUGGCUUAUCUUCAAGCUGGACUUUUUUAUCCUGCUUUAUUCCUGCUUGACAUUUUUCAUCAAAUAUCUGGACCAAACAAAUGUCACCAACGCCUACGUCUCCGGAAUGAAAGAAGACCUUAACAUGAAGGGAAACGAACUGAACUGGUGCACCACGUACUUCAACAUUGGCAUCAUGAUCGGAGGCCCCUUUAUCACAAUGGCCUUGACAGUUGUGAAACCCGGCUAUCUGCUACCAGGCAGCACCAUUGUUUGGUCGUUCUUCGUCUUGUUCAUGUACAAGGUACAGGACGCAAAGACUUUAUAUGUUCUUCGGUUCUUUGCUGGGUUAUUCGAGUCUGGCGCUAUGCCCGGUGCUUUCUAUAUGAUUGGAAGCUGGUACCGCGUAUCAGAAAUCAGUCGCCGGUCCGCACUCUACUGGUUUGCCUCGAUAGGAGGAGGAAUGUUCUCCGGGUACAUCCAGUCUGGCCUACAUAGCAAUAUGAACGGCAGGCUCGGCCUGACGUCAUGGCGCUGGGUGUUUAUCUUCGACUUCAUCAUAGGUAUCCCGAUCGCCAUAUUUGGACUUUUAUGUUGUCCUGAUGAACCACAACGAAAUCGCCCCUGGUGGAUGACCGAGCGCGAACAAACCCUCUGUAUCCAGCGCAUAGCAGAAGAGAACCGCGAUGCCACGAAGCAGGAGUGGAAUCUCAAGACGCUCAAGCGGAUUUUGACCUCGUGGCAGCUCUAUGGGUUCUGUAUUGCGUGGGGGGUCAUGGAAUGCACAUGCGGAGUAAACCUCCAACGCUGGAUGACUCUAUACCUAAAGUCCCUUACCACACCCGACGGGCGCCCGCUCUAUUCCAUCGAGAAAAUCAACGAUCUCCCCACCGUAAUAGGCUGUGUGGAACUAAUCUGGCUCCUACUCAGCUCCAGCCUAGCAGACUUCCUGCAACUGCGCGCUCCCAUAAUCGCCGUCCUGGCAUUAAUCCAGCUAUUCGGGUACAUCGUCUUCUAUCUCUGGCCGGGACAGAACAGUGCGUUCAUGAUGGCGGUGUACUACAUAACCAGUGCAUACGGUGCCAUUUAUCCCUUGAUCAGUGCGUGGCUGAAUUCGAGUUGUGGGGGGGAUAGGGAGUUAAGGGCGUUGACGACGUCGCUUAUGAUUUCGAUUGGGUAUGCCGUCGAGACUGUGUCGCAGCAGUUUAUGUUCCCUACAUCCGAUGCGCCUAGGUUUGGGCGUACGCGAGGCUAUGCAUUUGGAAUUGGCUGGGUGGUUGCUAUGGUUGUCUGGUGCGGGCUUGUAGUACCCCUGGUGGAAAGGCGAUUCCGCAAGCUUAGACCGGAAUAUUGA